GAUAAUCGCGUGUCCAGGCUAAUACGAGGGGCUUAGCGAGUCGUGCGUAGUUUUGCAGGCUACCGGCAGCGUACACAGUGCAUCAGCUGCUGGUCGGGCCGGCGGCGGCGCCAAACCUCGGCAAAAAACCGACUCAGCAUCGAAAAGCUUUCCAAGAGCCGACAUGCGCGCAGCGCUCGCCCUAGCGCUCUGCGCGAUCCACGCUGUCAGCGAGAGAGAUGAACACGGGAUGCGCCAAGCCCUUCGCCUGGCGCGGAUGAGAGCGCCGCGCGAGAGGCGCAGCCCGGGCGCGGGCCGGGCGCAAGGCCGGACAGGAGGAAUGAGGGACUUCUACGGCGGCGCGAACCGCACGCGGCUCUGGCCCCGCACAAAGCACCUCCAACCGCUCCUGCCAACAGUCCCGACGGAGCACCUCUGGGCCGGCGGCUGCUGCGGUUUGGGCCAUCGCACGUCGCGAUUGAUGCGCUUGUAUGUGUACGCCGUGUCGCGCGGGCGCCAUGUCGUCGCGGACUGGGGCGCUUGUGUGGGUACGCCCGUGGCGAACCUCUUCUCAGCGCUGUUCGGCGACUGGAACGAGCUAAGAGCUGUCAAACCGCGCGAGAAUCAAUUAAGGAACCCGGGCUGCCCCUCGGGUGUUUGUCCCACUGGAAACGCGUUCAAGGAGGCCGCCAAGGCGAGAAGGUCGUUCUUCCCGAACGAGCCGCCCGAAGACUGGCAGCCGCCCGGCACGCGCGUCGAGAGCAAGCACCCCUCGAAAACGCUGUGGCAGGGCGAGUGGGGCCUCUUCAACCUCCAUUCUGAUAUAUUUAAGUACGCGGAGCAUUUUGCUGCAUCUAUGGUGAAGGCGCUGCGGCCGGAGAUCAAGGAACGACUGGAUGAAUUUAUACAAAAAGAGUUCAGUCCGCGGGGUAGAAGAAGAACGCGCAUCAUCGGCGUGCAUUUUCGCUUCGGGAACGGCGAGAAAUUUGGUAGAAGACCGGCCAAUUCGACACAUGUGGUGCUGAGGACGGCGGCGGCCGUCGAAAGGGUGGCCGCAGCAUUGGGCUACGAGAACGUGCGAGUGCUCGUCGCGACGGACGACGCGAGCGCGCUCGAUACGCUAAGAAAGCAUACGAAGCUCGACGUCUUCGCGCGGCCGCAGUGGCGGCCACCGCCCGGCGCCGGCAUCGUCUUUUCGAGUUGGCGCACGAAGGACCAUUUGGAUGACAAGAUCAAGGAGGCGACGGAGGCCGCGCAUAGGUCUGUGGUCAAAGACGCCAAUACCUGUGUGGGCGCGGCCGCCGACAUGCUCAUCGACUCGCUGCUGCUGGGCUACGCCGACGCGCUGGUCUUGCCCGUGCCCUCGACGUUCACGAUCCUCCCGAAGGUCAUGGCGCACUCGCGCGGCGCGCCGUCCUGCAUGUUUAUUGGAGAGACGUGGCGGGACCUGAACAUCAAGAAGCGGGAUCUGGAGCUGACGUGCGUCCGCCGCGACCGCGCGGGCCGCGCGUCAACCUCCCGUUUGACGGUGCCGCCGCAGGGCCGGGCGGACUGGCUCGGCGCGCGCUUCUGGUGAGCCGUGCGACCUUGUGUUGUGAUCCCUCCCCCCUAGUCCCCUCUCCCCCGUCUGGCGUAACCGGAUUGUGUCGCAUACGUCGCGUCGAUGGCGUAUCCGCACGAGGCGUCCG
Molecule: messenger RNA, 1667 nt
Organism: Pelagomonas calceolata
Lineage: Eukaryota; Pelagophyceae; Pelagomonadales; Pelagomonadaceae
Source: the annotation of a GenBank genome assembly